Molecule: messenger RNA, 960 nt
Organism: Raphanus sativus (radish)
Lineage: Eukaryota; Viridiplantae; Streptophyta; Magnoliopsida; Brassicales; Brassicaceae
Product: defective in cullin neddylation protein AAR3-like
Exons: 9
Coding region: 72-956 (294 amino acids)
Biological process (GO): positive regulation of ubiquitin-protein transferase activity; protein neddylation
Cellular component (GO): ubiquitin ligase complex
Molecular function (GO): ubiquitin conjugating enzyme binding; ubiquitin-like protein binding; cullin family protein binding
Source: RefSeq, a predicted model, not a curated record
UAUUUGCUGCUUGUGGGUGUUGUUUGGCUGUCCAACUUUCGAUCUCGCCGUCGAGCUCGAGAGAAUCAUCCAUGGAUUCUUCGCCGGUGUCUGUUCGACUCGAUAUAUUCGAGAUAUACCGCAGAUUCUGUGAGAUUCAAUCAAGUCAAGGUCUAUGUAAUAUUUAUAAACCCCACGAGGAAUCACAAAGAGCUAACUAUCUUAAAGAAGCAUUGACUCAGCUCUUAACUCUAGUCCACAACAAGUUUCAACCAAGAAUCUCCAUUUUUGAUGAACUGUUCAAGUUGAUGUCACGCCUGGACUUAAUGGUUGACUUCUCAGAGUUUACACGCUUUUAUGAUUUUGUUUUCUUCAUGUGCCGUGAGAAUGGACAGAAGAGUAUAAAUGUAGGUAGAGCUGUUACCGCAUGGAAACUGGUUUUGGUUGGGAGAUUUAGGUUACUUAACCACUGGUGUGACUACAUUGAGAAAAACCAACGGCACAAUAUUACAGAAGAUACUUGGCAACAAGUCUUGGUGUUUAGUCGUUGUGUACAUGAGAAUCUACAAGGAUAUGACUCUCAAGGUUCUUGGCCUGUCCUCAUCGAUGAGUUUGUUGAGCAUAUGUACAGCAUUUUGGGACCGAGAAAGGACACUACCUUGUCAUGUAACUGUGGUGACACUGAAUCUCAAACAUGCCUUUAUGAAGAUCAUCUUUCAGAUGAGCAUCACAAAGAUUAUCACCGAUGCCACACGGGUCUAAGAAAUGUUCCAGGCUUAAAGAGAAAAACAUCAAAAGAUGAUGAUGAUGGUGAAGAAGUAUCAGGAAGUCAAUACAUGAAACGACUCAAAUCAGAUGACAGUCCAAAAUGUUCAUCUAAGUCUCAUUGCGAGAUUGAGAGAAGUCUAUCACAAGGGUUUGCGAGUCUUUCAUCGACUGGAGAUAAGCCAUGUAACGCAAAACACCAUCCUAUAUAAGCAC